CAGAUGACCGCACGAGAUGCUCUUAUGGAACUUUCAGUAGGAGUAGCAGAGAAAGUGCUAUGAUUGUUUGUCCUUGUCACAGUUUCAUUUUUUUAAAUUUCCUACUGUAAAUUUUAGUAUGACUUAUGGUGGGCAACAAAUAACCCGACCAAAUUACGUAGGUUGAUUUUCGCAAGUUGUCAGGAAUAUUAAAACGUGUUUUUAAUUUGGCAUUGCUUCAAAUAAGGUGUUCUGAAACAAAACAUGUGAUCUUAUCACGUAUCUAUCAAGUACAAAAUUUAACUAUAUAAACAAAUCUGAAACUUAUUCAAACAUCAUACUUUUAAAUGAUUAACACAUUGCUUACAAGUUUUUAAUAUAAGUAUAUCUGACUAAUAUCUCGUACUAAGGUGUAAAAAUUUGUAGCAUAUAUUUUGAUUUCUGAACCACAUACUUUCGAAUUGUCAAACUACAAUUUUUCAUCAAAUCAAUGUUGUAGCCAAUUCUUGUUUAUAUAUAAAUACGCGAAUUUGGUUGUAGUUUUAAUGAUUUGAAAUAUGAACAUCAAAUUAAUUAUUUGCCACGCAUGUCUGAGCACAGAGCGUACACUGUUCCCCGUUAAAAAAUUACAAGAUUUACUAAUAAAUGUGGACUUGUUUGACUUGAAUCUGAGUAAUGAUGGGGGCGUAUGCUGGGAAUGUAAAAGAAUUUUCUUAAAGUUUUCACGGUUCAAAAAACAAAUUGAAUUAGCUCAAGAAUCUUUACAGCAAAUGGAUAGGCUCCAAGGCCUGCAAUGCCUGAGUACGUUAACAUGCACGGUUUCUACUACACCUAGUUAUUCUAUCUCAUAUGCUGAACCAGCCAACUGUGAUACCAUAGACAACCAACCGAAAGAAAUAAAACAAGAAGCUGGUGAUGCAAAUGACAUUUCUGAUCACAAUGAUGAUGAGAAACAUUCAAUUGAAUCUGAUGUUGAAACAGAAAUUAAAAAAGAAGUUAACUCAAAUCAACACACACAAGAGAAAGAAACAAGAAAAGGAAGGAAAAGAAUUAGUAAGAAAGUUAAAAACCUAGCAAGUAAUAAAAAGAAAGUUAAAAAACUACUGAUUGUAAAGAAGAAAAAGAAAAUGAAAGCAGUAGAUGACAAAGUAGAUUUUGAUGACAUUAAAGAUAAGUUCAUAGAAGUAGAGUUCACAGAAGAGGAGAUGGUAAAAAGUAGAGAAGAGAAGAGAAGUCACCCAAACUUUAAGAAAUUACCAUACAACUGUGACACCUGCGUGCUAGGGUUUACAAGAAAAGAAAAUCAUGAAAUGCAUAUGGAAAAGAAGCACAAUGCGAGUAUCGGUCGUCACAUCUGCCCAGUGUGCCAAGUUCGCUUUGCCAGCAGUGCAACUUUAACCAAACAUGUUCGGAAGCACUACCACUGCUACCGGUGUAAACUAUGCUCAUAUGAGACCUCGGAGCUCUGGUCAGCGCUCAGCCACAGUCAGGGCAAGCACAGCGGGGACGAGGAGGGCAGUAUACAUUGCAAGAAAUGUAGCUAUGUUGCAAAGUGUCGCGAGGAGCUGGAGCAGCACACGAAGUCCCAACAUUAUCUAAUUUGCAAAGAGUGCGGCGAGAAGUUCAAAGGGUCCCACACGCUUAAAACACAUAAACGCCGCAUCCACGCCUCCGUCCGCGAGCAUAAAUGCGACACGUGCCCGCGCGCGUUCCGCUCCCGCGGCCGCCUGGAGGCGCACAUGGCCGCGCACGGGCCCGCCGCCGCCGCGCGCCUGGCCUACUGCGCGGUGUGUCGCGUCCAGUACAAGAACGUGUACGUGUACAGGAACCAUCUGGUGAACAGCGCGAAUCAUAGCGAGAAGAGGUAUCACUGCGAAGAGUGUGGUAAGAACUUCGCCUCAAAAGUGUACUACAAGAGACACUACACGUUUUACCAUCAGAAAGAGUCCAACCACAAAUGCGAGCUUUGCGACCGGUUGUUUAUAUCCGACUUUCGGUUGCGACACCACCGUCAGAUGCGGCACGGCGCGGAGCGCCUUCGGAACCAUGCGUGCGAUCAAUGCGGAAAAAAAUUCUACACGGCGACGACGCUGCGCGCGCACCAGCUGACGCACUCGGCGGCGCGCACGUUCAUGUGCGCGCGCUGCGGCGACACGUUCCGGCAGCGCCCCGCGCUCUACACGCACACGCGGCUCGUGCACCUGGGGCUCACGAAGCGCGCUACUUAAACACUCUACUUAUGGGCCCCACUAGGUGCUUCCUUAUUUUACGAUUUUCAGAGAUUAAUAAAGCACACACCCUUAAUCAGCUUAUUUUAUCCCUAA
Messenger RNA from Cydia pomonella (codling moth), 2303 nucleotides. RefSeq names its product zinc finger protein 17-like. The record is from RefSeq and is a predicted model, not a curated record. Gene Ontology annotation, molecular function: zinc ion binding; DNA-binding transcription factor activity, RNA polymerase II-specific; RNA polymerase II transcription regulatory region sequence-specific DNA binding. The transcript is spliced from 9 exons. Bases 537 to 2207 code for a protein of 556 amino acids. NCBI's taxonomy places the organism in Eukaryota, Metazoa, Arthropoda, Insecta, Lepidoptera, Tortricidae. Gene Ontology annotation, cellular component: nucleus. Gene Ontology annotation, biological process: regulation of transcription by RNA polymerase II.